Astyanax mexicanus (Mexican tetra) is the source of this 1155-nucleotide messenger RNA. It is a transcript of the gene efcab11, whose product is annotated as EF-hand calcium binding domain 11. NCBI's taxonomy places the organism in Eukaryota, Metazoa, Chordata, Actinopteri, Characiformes, Acestrorhamphidae. The transcript is spliced from 6 exons. The coding region runs from base 160 to 585 and encodes 141 amino acids. Gene Ontology annotation, molecular function: calcium ion binding. The record is from RefSeq and is a predicted model, not a curated record. Gene Ontology annotation, cellular component: cytoplasm.
ACGAAGACUGGUCGAAGGUAUACAAGGCAGGCUAAGGUGUAAAGUUAUAUGCUAGUUACCUGGUUUAGAGCACACUAACUAAUAGCUAACUGUACUACAGCUGUAAAAUAUUACUAUAGUAUUACUAUAUACACUAUUAACUAGCAAUAAUAGGGAGAAAUGUCUGGAGUUCGGGGUGCUGGCAGAGAGAUACUAACCAAAACUGAGAGAAAAAGAUUUAUUUGGGUUUUUGAGCAGUGUGAUGUGGAGAAGAAAGGUUACCUGUCCAGAGAAGAUCUUAAAAUUGCAGUUGUUAUGCUGUUUGGAUACAAGCCCUCAAAGUCAGAAACCAGUAUGAUGAUCCAGGCUGGAGCUGUACCAGACUGUCCAGGGGUCCCUUUGGAGCGGUUCGUGUCUCUCAUGGGGAGGAAGUUGUCAGCGGAGGAUCCGUAUGAGAAGACGAGGCACGUCUUCAGCGCAUUUGAUGUACACUGUCGAGGGUUCCUGAAGCUGGAGGACUUCAAAAGCGUCUUCGCUCGCGUGGCUCCCCGCCUGCCGGACAGAACGGUGCUGGAGGCCUUUCGCUCUACUAAAAACCUGGCAUGACCUGAGCUGCAGUCCAGGUCUGGACUAUUGAAGCAUCAGCAAAAUGCACCACCGCUUCAUAGCCACCCCAGCAGUGUGUGUCAUUACAGAUGGGACAGCUCAAUUCUGACAGCAGUUAAUAUGGUCUUUCCUCUGCUGUACCUCCAGCGCUGCAUUCAUCAGAGCCAGGUUCAUCCACAAGUGCCUCCCUGCGACGGGAGCGAGAGAAAGAGAGAAGGAGACAGAUGGUCGGAAGGAUGGCGACAUUAGUUUCCUGUUCAAGCAGGGUUUGUUGUGAGAAAAGUGCCUUCUUUUAUUGAGAAAGAAUUGCACUCCGUUUUUAUUGUUUGCAUAUCACAUUAAAGCUCCGUUCCAUUCUGCUGGGUAUCGUAGCAGAAGCAUCAGCCAUUACAGUGAUUGAUUUUUUUCGGUCGCCAGACGCGUGCUUGUGUUAGAUCCAUCACCCGUUCGCCUGCUCUUUGCUCACAUUCUCACAGAGAGUGAAAAACAAUCACUGCCAGCCUGCCUAACAGCGCGCUCGUGCUAGACUGCUACUCUUCUUUUGUCUCUUUCUUUUCCCCUCGUUUUUUU